Molecule: messenger RNA, 928 nt
Organism: Cuscuta europaea
Lineage: Eukaryota; Viridiplantae; Streptophyta; Magnoliopsida; Solanales; Convolvulaceae
Source: the annotation of a GenBank genome assembly
CACGCUCUCAACGCCUAUUUAAAUGGUCGUUUAUUUCCUCAGAAUCCUAACUCAUCCAACCCUAACGCCAAAAACCACAGAUUUAAAAAUUAAAAACCGGUUCCAUUUCUCCGCGGCCGCAGCGGAAGAAAGUAAAAGCUCAUCCCAUCCUCCGUUCACGGCGGCGCGGCAUAAACCAUUCCUUCUUUCUCAUCCAGUAAGACCAGACCAGAUGGCUCGUUCUAUCUCCAACGCCAAACUCGUCUCUGCUUUCAUUUCUGAAAGAGUCUCUGUUCCUUUGAGCAGGACAUAUGCUGCGGCGGCUCAGGCAACGGCUGGUGGAGUAAACGUGGCGAGGAGUAAGGUGAUGCUGAAGAGAGGAACAGAGGAAUCGGGGAAGAACGCCACCGCUUGGAUUCCAGAUCCAGUAACCGGCUACUACCGGCCGGAGAGUCACGUGACGGAGGUUGAUGCGGUUGAGCUCCGGCAGGUGGUCUUGAAAAACACCGCUGCGAGGCAGCACUAUUAGAUCUUCCUCCAUUACUGUGUUAGGGUGUUGCACAAGCAAGAUCGAAGAGCUGCUUCUUUUGCCCGGGAAACGGGUUUCUGACUUCUAUAGAAAGAAAUCGAUUGCUUAGGUCGUUGGGUUGUUUUGAGUCCUUUUUUAACUUUAUUUUAUCAGUCACAGAUCGUUAUGUUAUUUUAAUUUAAUGUUUAGUACGUUAUAGCUAAUGUAUUAGUGAUUCCAUAACAUAAUAAACGGUUUUAGGCAACCUUUUAAAGUUUUAAGCUACGUCUUGGUAUUGUUUUCUGGUUACUAACUACCAAAAACAAAUUCUCAUUAACGUUGGAUCAAGCUGACAUUGUAGUUGAGUUCUUGCAGAGUUGCGGACUGAAAUUGAUGAAUCGAUGAAAUUAUAUUAAUAAUAACUAUAAAUUCCACCGCUUU